AUGCUAGCUCUACAAGCCUCCGCCCGCCUCGCCGGGCGCCGCAUCGUCAUCUCCAGUCGCCGUCUACCCUCGAGCCUCCCAAGGGCUGCUGUGUCGUCCGCUCUCGUUACGAAGAGGCAAUACUCCGCCCCUGGGUCUGAUACCACGACUAGAUCGACAGUCAUUCAGUUGCUCAGCAACAUCGGCUCGAAGCGCGAGGUCCAGCAAUACCUCUCGCACUUCUCGUCCGUCUCCUCCCAACAGUUCGCCGUCAUUAAAGUAGGCGGUGCGAUCAUAACCGAGCAUCUCGAAUCUCUCACCUCUGCGCUUGCGCUCCUUACAAAUGUCGGGCUCUUCCCUGUGGUGGUCCACGGUGCUGGCCCACAGCUGAACAAGUUGUUGGAAGAUGCGGGAGUCGAGCCGCAAUUCGAGGAAGGCAUUCGUGUUACCGACGGCAAGACCCUGGCAGUUGCGCGCAAACUCUUUUUGGAGGAGAACCUGAAGUUGGUUGAGAAGUUGGAGGAGAUGGGUGUACGUGCCCGACCGGUCACAAGCGGCGUGUUUGGAGCGGACUACUUGGAUAAGGACAAGUGGAACUUGGUUGGCAAGAUCAAUAAGAUAAACAAGGACCCGAUCGAGGCGGCUAUCAAUGCUGGUUGCCUUCCGAUUCUUACGUCCAUGGCCGAGACACCCGACGGACAGGUGUUGAAUGUCAAUGCUGACGUGGCGGCAGGAGAGCUGGCCAAGUCUCUCCAGCCACUCAAGAUUGUCUACCUAUCGGAGAAGGGUGGCCUCUUCAACGCGGACACGAACGAGAAGAUUUCGGCGAUCAACCUGGAUGAAGAGUUUGAGCAUCUCAUGUCACAGUGGUGGUGCAGAUAUGGAACCAGGUUGAAGAUUAAGGAGAUCAAGGAGCUCCUUGAGCAUUUGCCACGAACCUCCAGUGUUGCAAUCAUCCACCCGGCUGACUUGCAAAAGGAGCUGUUUACGGAUACUGGUGCCGGAACCCUCAUCCGACGAGGCAGUAAGAUUGAUACAGCGACGUCUUUGUCCCAAUUUGAGGACAUUGAGCAGCUCAAGGAUGUCCUUGUUCGCGACCGUGAGGCUCUUGAUGCGCGUGCGACAGUUAACCGUUACGUCGAUGGCCUCAAGGACAAGCAGUUUAAGGCAUACUUUGACGAGUCAAUGGAUGCGCUUGCCAUCGUGCAGCCGCCCAUCGAUUCCUCAGGCAUCGCCAAUCUGGCUACAUUAACAAUCACCAAGUCUGGCUGGCUCACCAACGUCGCCGACAAUGUGUUUGCGGCGAUCAGAAAAGACCACCCUAAGCUCGUCUUCACCGUUAAGGAGGAUGACGAGAACCUGACAUGGUUCUUUGACAAGGCAGAGGGCAGCUUCACCAAGGACGGCCAUGUCAUGUUCUGGUAUGGCACCGAGUCCGCUGAGGAAGUGACCCAGCUCAUGACCGAGUUCACCAAGCACGGACGCUCGAUGCAUGGCGAAGCAAACCUUGAUGAGAGGCUAUACCGCGCCGCCAAUGCUGCGUCAGCCAUAUCUGGACCAAACGCUCCCCUCCAACAAGCUCGUGCCUUCUCCACCUCGGCCCGCCCAACGUCGCGUAUCAUCCGCGGCCGCACAACCCAAACCCGCGGUUACACCACCACAAACCCCAACCCCCCUCUUGGCAAGCACAACUCCUCCAACUCCCAGCCUGCAAAGGUAGCUCUCAUCGGUGCCCGUGGCUAUACCGGGCAAGCGCUGAUUGCCCUCCUCAAUGCCCACCCUAACAUGGACCUCCGCCACGUGUCAUCGCGUGAGCUAGCGGGCCAGAAGCUGAAGGGCUACGAGAAGCGCGAUAUCACCUACGAGAACCUUUCUGCCGAAGACGUGCGCCGCAUGGAAGAGAAUGCUGAGGUAGACUGUUGGGUUAUGGCGCUCCCGAACGGCGUGUGCAAGCCCUUUGUCGAAGCCGUGGAGGAGGGCCGCGGGCCACAGAACUCCGUCAUCGUCGACCUCUCUGCUGACUACAGGUUCGACUCGAAGUGGACCUACGGCCUCCCCGAGCUCGUCUCGCGCUCAGAUAUCGCAAGGGCGAAGCGUAUCGCCAACCCCGGCUGCUACGCAACCGCGGCACAGAUUGGCAUUGCGCCGCUUGUUGAGUUCCUUGGCGGGCAACCAACUGUCUUUGGUGUUUCGGGAUACUCCGGCGCGGGCACAAAGCCGUCCCCUAAGAACGACGUCGAGAACCUACGGGACAACCUCAUCCCUUACUCCUUGACUGAUCACAUCCACGAGCGUGAAGUUAGCAACCAGCUCGGCGUUGAAGUUGCGUUCAUCCCGCACGUCGCGUCGUGGUUCCAGGGCAUCCACCACACAAUCUCUGUGCCGCUUGACCGCACAUUCAGCAGCCGAGACAUCAGACAGAUAUACCAGGACCGGUAUGCAGGAGAAAAGCUCGUACGGGUAACUGGGGAGCCUCCGAGCGUCAAAGCGAUCAGCGGGAAGCACGGUGUUGAGGUUGGUGGCUUUGGGGUACAUAGCUCAGGCAAGCGUGUGGUUGUGUGUGCCACAAUUGAUAACCUACUGAAGGGGGCAGCGACACAGUGUUUACAGAAUAUGAACUUGGCAUUAGGAUUCGCAGAGUACGAGGGCAUUCCGUUAGAUUAA
Messenger RNA from Pseudogymnoascus destructans, 2643 nucleotides. RefSeq names its product Protein arg-6, mitochondrial (gene ARG6). The coding region runs from base 1 to 2643 and encodes 880 amino acids. Gene Ontology annotation, biological process: L-arginine biosynthetic process. Gene Ontology annotation, cellular component: cytoplasm; mitochondrial matrix; mitochondrion. Gene Ontology annotation, molecular function: N-acetyl-gamma-glutamyl-phosphate reductase (NADP+) activity; NADP+ binding; NAD binding. The transcript is spliced from 2 exons. The record is from RefSeq and is a predicted model, not a curated record. Lineage: Eukaryota; Fungi; Ascomycota; Leotiomycetes; Thelebolales; Thelebolaceae.